AUGGUCAUCCGUUUCUUCAAGAGAGAAGAAAAAAGAAUGUUCAUCUGUGGAACCACCCGGGUGCGGGUCGCCACUGGGCGGCGACUUAGGGGUCGUGCCCUUCGUGGGUCACGACCAUAUUCAGAUGAUGCCUAUUAUGAAAAAAAGGAAAUUCAACAAAGGAUGAAAUGGAUUGCACAUUUUUAUAAUCAGAGUGUCAUUGAUCAGGCGGUCAAUAAGUCUAAGUAUGGAAUAUCAAAAAAUAAAAAAAAUCUUAUAUCUCUCUCCCUCUAUAUCUCUCUCCCUCUAUAUCUCUCUCCCUCUAUAUCUCUCUCUCUCUAUAUCUAUCUCUCUCUAUAUCUAUCUCUCUCUAUAUCUAUCUCUCUCUAUAUCUAUCUCUCUCUAUAUCUAUCUCUCUCUAUAUCUAUCUCUCUCUAUAUCUAUCUCUCUCUAUAUCUAUCUAUCUCUCUAUAUCUAUCUAUCUAUUAUCUAUUCUCUCUAUCUAUCUAUCUCUCUCUAAUUCUAUCUAUCUCUCUAUAUAUCUAUCUAUCUAUCUCUCUAUAUUCAUCUAUCUCUCUAUAUCUAUCUAUCUAUCUCUCUCUAUAUCUAUCUAUCUCUCUCUCUAUAUCUAUCUAUCUCUCUCUCUAUAUCUAUCUAUCUAUCUCUCUCUAUAUCUAUCUAUCUAUCUCUCUCUAUAUCUAUCUAUCUAUCUCUAUAUCUAUCUAUCUAUCUAUCUCUCUCUAUAUCUAUCUAUCUAUCUAUAUCUCUAUAUAA
Molecule: messenger RNA, 753 nt
Organism: Acanthosepion pharaonis
Lineage: Eukaryota; Metazoa; Mollusca; Cephalopoda; Sepiida; Sepiidae
Source: the annotation of a GenBank genome assembly